Messenger RNA from Hordeum vulgare subsp. vulgare (domesticated barley), 1238 nucleotides. RefSeq names its product ruBisCO large subunit-binding protein subunit beta, chloroplastic-like. NCBI's taxonomy places the organism in Eukaryota, Viridiplantae, Streptophyta, Magnoliopsida, Poales, Poaceae. The record is from RefSeq and is a predicted model, not a curated record. Bases 1 to 1161 code for a protein of 386 amino acids. Gene Ontology annotation, biological process: protein refolding. The transcript is spliced from 12 exons. Gene Ontology annotation, molecular function: ATP-dependent protein folding chaperone; ATP binding.
AUGCAGGUCGCCGCGCGCGCCGGCUGCAGGAGCGCGGCGCGCGGGGAAGGGGAGGGGAGCGACGGCCGCGUCCGUCGCCGCCACAGCCGCCGCAAGUACGCCGCGCCGUCCACCUCUUCCUCCUCCGCGCUCAAGGUGCGCAAGGACCGCAAGCCCCGCCACAAGCACCGCCGCAAGGACGUGGCACCGUCCACCUCCUCCUCCUCCGCGCUCAAGGUGCGCAAGGACCGCAAGCCCCGCCGCCGGGAGAGGCGGAGGUCCCGUUCAGACGACGACGACUACAAGCGAGCCUCCCCCUCCUUACCCCCUCUCCAAUUUUCUAUUCUCAUCGAAGGAGGAAAACUCACCUUGAAGGUCAUAGACUUUGGUUUGUCUGACUUUGUAAAGCCAGGUCACCCAUGGAUCCGAGAUGCACAACAAGUGAAGAUUCCUUUAGAUAUGAUAAUAUACAAGCUUAUGAGAGCUUAUAUAAGUUCAUCAACAUUGCGGAAGUCUGCUUUGAGGCAACAACCUGAGCUUCGGCAACAUAUCAUGGAGCAACACUGCAUUGCCGUGGAAUUGCAGGGCCGCGGCGCAGCGGAGGCUUCUGAACAGGAAUAUGAAAAAGAAAAGCUAAAUGAGAGGAUAGCAAAACUAUCUGGUGGUGUUGCUGUCAUUCAGGUAGGAGCACAGACUGAAACUGAGCUCAAGGAAAAGAAACUGAGGGUUGAAGACGCACUUAAUGCAACAAAGGCCGCUGUGGAGGAAGGUAUUGUUGUCGGUGGUGGUUGUACCCUUCUAAGGCUUGCAUCAAAAGUUGAUGCCAUUAAAGAAACCCUUGAGAAUGAUGAGCAGAAGGUUGGCGCUGAAAUUGUAAGGAAAUCCUUGAGUUAUCCACUUAAACUGAUUGCGAAAAACGCUGGUGUCAAUGGCAGCGUGGUCACUGAGAAGGUCCUUGUGAACGACAACUUUAGGUACGACUAUAAUGCUGCUACGGGGAAGUAUGAGGAUUUGAUGGCUGCUGGUAUUAUUGAUCCCACCAAGGUUGUGAGGUGCUGCUUGGAGCAUGUCGCAUCGGUGGCCAAGACAUUCAUCACCUCUGACGCCGUCGUGGUGGACAUCAAGGAAUCUGAGCAGGCACCUGCCGCAAAUCCAAUGGUCGGUUCAGGUUACGGGUUCUAAUAUACGAGAAUAUCCAGCUCUGUUUUGGUGUCCCUUCGGUGCAUAUUGCGUCGGAGGUUAUACUUUGAGAAAAGAAG